AUGGUACAUAUACCAAGUGCGUAUACUUACAAUUUCUGGGCAAAAUCACCCACAGAAGUUGUUGAACUGACUUGUUUAAUGCCAAACGGGGUCGUUAUACCCUUGGAGACCAAUCGUAAUAUUACCUUGGCUGAAAUCAAAGAGGAUCUCUGGGAUGAAGCCAGCAAAUAUCCUCUUCAUGGUACAUUAAAAGAUGCUCCGUCCUAUGUAUUUUCAUGUAUCAACUCUAAUGCAGAAGCAGAAGAAUUACGAGAUGAAACUAGACGUUUGUGUGAUAUAAAACCAUUUUGUUCUGUGCUUAAAGUUAUAGAACGUGAAGGUGUUAAAAGUGAUAGAAGUUUAGAUUCUCAAAUUGGCCUUCUCAUUGGGAAAGGAUUACAUGAGUUUACAGGGUUAAGGAAUUCUGAAGUAAAUGACUUCAGAUGGAAAAUGAGAGUUUUAGGAGAUGAAGUUGCAAUGGCAAGACAAAAGAAAUCUUGGAUGGAAAAAGUACGUUACCAGUUUCCAACACGAUUAGCACCAACUGCCACAAUACCAAAAAACAUUGAGUGCCGAUUAAAAGAUGGGAAUAUUGUCCUUGUCACUAAAUUUGAAACUACAGAGACGGCCUUUACGUUUCAAAUAUCACAUACUACGACUCCAUAUCAAUUAUUGGUGUCUAUUUUAAAUAAACGAGCGAACACUUUAAUGUCCAAAGGAUACCCGAAUGAUUUUACUCUGAAAGUUUGCGGUCAAGAAGAGUAUUUAAUAGGAGAUUAUCCUUUAAUACAGUUUAGUUAUAUUCAAGAUUGCCUAGCAAAAGAUAUUAUUCCUACAUUAGUUACUCUAAACAGAGAUAGUGUCUCUGUUGAUCAAGAAAAUACGGCGGAGAAUGUGGAGGCAGAUACUUUGCAACGUACAAGGCCUUCUUUUUCUACGCUAACCCUACGUAAAAAGGGUAAACAUAUAUCUGCUUGGAAGAUAGAGGAACCGUUUGUUUUUACUGUCAACGCGAUUUCACGAUUAAAUUGCGAUGCAGCCCAUCGCACCGUUGAGAUUGGUUUGCAAGCUGGUCUUUUUCAUGGUGGAAAAUCUCUAUGCGAAAGUCAAAAGACUAAAGAAACUGUCGUUAAUUCCGACGGCAGUUGUGAAUGGGAAGAAACGUUGAGGUUUGAUAUAAAAGUGCGGGAUAUACCACGAAUGGCUAGGCUGUGUUUUGUCCUAUAUGAAAUCAGUAAGACUGCAAAAGGACUGAAAAGUCGUAGAUUAGUUAAAGAUACCAAACAAGAGUUUUUUAUAAAUCCGUUAUGUUGGGCUAACACAACUAUAUAUGACUUUAAAUCUCAAUUGAAAACGGGAGCGAUGACACUCUAUACAUGGACAUAUGCCGAGGACAUGCAAAACGACGAUCUUCUACAUCCUCUCGGAACGGUAGUGUCAAAUCCUCAUAUAGAUAGAGCGGCUGCUUUAAUGUUGACAUUUCCAAACUAUGGGAAAGAGAAGUCGGUUCUUUAUCCAACUCCGGAGAAAAUGGUGGAAUACGCGAGAAAGUUACGAGAAUCAUCUACUGAACGUUCGAUUCAAGAAGAACCCGAUCAAGAGUCCGACGUCGGUAAGCUUCAGCAACUUGAACAACUUCGAUUAUUAGCAGACAGAGAUCCGUUACACGAACUUCACGAGCAAGAACGAAAGAUAAUGUGGGCGUUAAGGCAUCACUGUCUUCUUGAGAUUCCCACGCUAUUGGCCAAGUUGUUGCACUGUGUGGAAUGGAAUGAUCAUAGGGAAGUAGCUGAAGCUACGGCGCUGGUGCAACAGUGGCCCAAAUUACCCGUCGAAAAGGCACUUGAAUUAUUGGAUUAUGCUUACGCCGAUCAAAAUGUUCGGAGUUUUGCUGUGCGUUGUUUAAUGGAUGUCAGCGAUGAAGAUUUGAGCCUUUAUCUAUUGCAGUUGGCACAAGCGUUAAAACACGAAAAUUAUUUAUCCUGUGAUCUGACGGAAUUUCUACUAAGGCGUGCACUUAACAAUCGAAGAAUUGGUCACUUUUUGUUCUGGCAUCUUAGAUCAGAGAUGCAAGUGGGUGCUGUGUCGGUUCGUUUUGGUUUAAUAUUAGAAGCUUACUGUAGAGGAAGCCAACAGCACAUGAGAUCGUUGUUUAAACAAAUGGAAUGCUUGGGUAAAUUGAAAUGUGCUUCGGAACAAAUAAAACAACGAAAAGACCGGAAAGCAGCGUUACAAGGUUUUCAAGAAUUUAUUCAGGAACCCCAUUGUCAAGAAGCACUGUCGAACGUUUUAAAUCCUUUGGAUCCGAGUUUUCGAUGGAAACGCAUUAAAAUCGAAAAAUGUAGAGUAAUGGACAGUAAAAUGCGACCACUUUGGCUAGUUUUCGAAAAUGCCGAUCCAUUAGGCGAUGAUAUUUACUUGAUACUCAAACAUGGAGAUGACUUGAGACAAGAUAUGCUUACGUUGCAAAUGUUACGAAUUAUGGAUAAAUUGUGGAAAAGAGAGGGUUUGGAUUUACGCAUGAAUCCCUAUGGUUGCAUAUCAACGGAGAAUAGAGUCGGCAUGAUCGAAGUAGUUUUAAAUGCAGAAACAAUUGCAAAUAUUCAGAAGGAGAAGGGUACUUUCUCAGCUACCGCUGCCUUUAGGCGAGGAUCUUUGCUCGCUUGGCUAAAAGAUCAUAAUCAUACCGAGGCAGCGUUGAAUAGAGCUAUCGAGGAAUUCACAUUAAGUUGCGCAGGUUAUUGUGUCGCUACAUAUGUUCUUGGAAUUGCGGAUAGACAUUCGGAUAAUAUAAUGGUGAAAAAGACGGGUCAAUUAUUUCACGUUGACUUUGGUCACAUACUUGGACACUUUAAAGAAAAAUUUGGAUUUAGACGGGAACGUGUACCCUUUGUAUUAACUAAUGAUUUCGUGCAUGUAAUAAACAAAGGUCAGACGAAAAAAGGUCAAGCAGUUGAAUUUCAGCGUUUUCAAAGUCAUUGCGAACAAGCUUUUCUCGUCCUACGGCAACACGGAGGUCUAAUAUUAUCGUUGUUUGCUAUGAUGAUAUCAACAGGAUUACCUGAAUUAUCGUCGGAAAAAGAUCUUAACUAUUUAAGAGACACUUUGGUACUUGAGAUGUCUGAAAGUGAGGCACAAAAGCACUUUAGAAGCAAAUUUGACGAAGCUCUUUGCAAUUCGUGGAAAACUUCGUUAAAUUGGGCCUCUCAUAACAUGUCGAAAAACAAUAAAACAACGUGAAUGGAAACGAUUCAACCAAAUGAAGUGGAACGAGACGAAUGAAUUCGAUGGGCACAUUUAUCGACAUACGAGUGUCAUCGGAUCGUAUUUAUGUCGGAAUAUACAUAACUGGAGCCCGAUAAUGGACAUUUUCGUCGAAGAGAAUACAUUCGGCGCAAAGAAAAGAUGUAAAACAUAGAGUGAUUUGUCGCUGUUGAUCAUCAACAGCUGUUUUCGUCAUUGUCGUGACAGUAACGCGUGCAACGCAUACGUAUGCAUCCUUGUCCACCCGCCCUUCUCAUUGUUAUUUCUUUUUUUCCUUUUUUUUUCCUUCCUUCCUUCCUUCCUUCCU
Molecule: messenger RNA, 3550 nt
Organism: Eufriesea mexicana
Lineage: Eukaryota; Metazoa; Arthropoda; Insecta; Hymenoptera; Apidae
Gene: Pi3K92E
Product: phosphatidylinositol 3-kinase 92E
Exons: 10
Coding region: 1-3219 (1072 amino acids)
Biological process (GO): phosphatidylinositol-3-phosphate biosynthetic process; cell migration; phosphatidylinositol 3-kinase/protein kinase B signal transduction
Cellular component (GO): cytoplasm; phosphatidylinositol 3-kinase complex; plasma membrane
Molecular function (GO): 1-phosphatidylinositol-3-kinase activity; 1-phosphatidylinositol-4-phosphate 3-kinase activity
Source: RefSeq, a predicted model, not a curated record